AUUUAAGGAAUGUGGGAGUCGAUGACUGAGGUGCUUUGUUACAACAGGCAGAAGAUGAAGCGUUAUAUUGCUGUCCUUCUGCUUGCCCUGCUGCAGGCUCUGUGCUGCUCAGGCGUACCCCAGUAUCAGUCAGAUCUGGCUUCCAUGUCAGAAAAGGCUCUUGGCGUGGCCAUGACCCAGGUCAACAAACUGUACGCAGGCCUUCGUCUCUACCGAGUCACAAGAGGUUCUGUCAAAAGGGUUGUUCCUAUCGGAUUGAACACGUAUGAUCUGAUGUUGAACUUUGGGAUCAAGGAGACAGACUGUCUGAAGAGCUCCGGGGAAGACCCACAGAGAUGUGCUUUCAGACUUGGCUUCUUUGUGACACCAGCAUCCUGCACCAGUCGUGUCCGUGUCUCCAGGGACUUGGCAGAGGUGGUGUCUCUCAACUGUGGCAAAGACAGCUCCAGCAGCUCUGAGUCCAGUGAAGAGACAUUUGCGAGGAAGAGACCGUUCAACCUGGACCCGUUCGAAAACCGUGGCCCCGCCCAACCAGUGUCUGGCUUCUCAGACGAUCCGUCGGGCUCUCCCGGCCUGCCGUUCCCUGGGCAGGAAUUAGCACCACCAAAAAUCCCCAGGGGCGACAGCUUCAGCAACCAUCUUCAGUGACUCGGCGAGACACGGUGUUGCAGACAGAAAUGGAAAGAUCAGCGUGAUUCCCAGUUCCGUCUUCUCGUCAGGCCCAUGGGCUCUGUACAAUCGUAUUGGUCGGGGAGAAGGUUUAGUAGGUUCUGAUGGUGGUACUCUACAUAAAAGAUGAUUUUCCAUU
Molecule: messenger RNA, 808 nt
Organism: Esox lucius (northern pike)
Lineage: Eukaryota; Metazoa; Chordata; Actinopteri; Esociformes; Esocidae
Gene: spp2
Product: secreted phosphoprotein 2
Biological process (GO): bone remodeling
Cellular component (GO): extracellular region
Source: RefSeq, marked provisional